AAAGAAAAUGGCCCAACGGAGCACUGUAUUUCCUUCUCUUGUCACCGAGGAAAGGUAUAAUAUAUGGAAAAUAUGCAUCUAAGGCGAGUUAGAACCAUGCCCCGACACAGCCAGUCGCUGAGCGUGGCACCCUACUCAUCCGUGAGCCUCGUGGAGCAGCUGGAAGACAGGAUCCUGUGCCAUGAGAAGACGACGGCCGCGCUCGUGGAGCACGCCUUCCGCAUCAAAGACGACAUCGUCAACAGCUUGCAAAAGAUGCAGAACAAGGGGGGAGGCGACCGCCUGGCCAGGCUGUUCUUGGAGGAGCACAUCAGGAACAUCACCGCCAUAGUGAAGCAGCUGAACCGGGAUAUCGAGGUACUCCAGGAGCAGAUCCGGGCCAGGGACAACAUUAGCUACGGAACUAAUUCUGCCUUAAAGACCUUGGAGAUGCGGCAGCUCUCAGGUUUGGGAGAUCUUCGAGGAAGAGUGGCAAGAUGUGAUGCCAGCAUAGCCCGACUCUCUGCUGAGCACAAGUCGACCUAUGAGGGGCUCCAGCACUUGAACAAAGAGCAGCAGGCUGCCAAGCAUAUCCUGGAAACGAAAAUCAAAGACGCGGAAGGGCAGAUCUCUCAGCUUUUGAACAGAGUGGAUUUGUCAAUAUCAGAGCAAAGCACCAAACUGAAAAUGUCCCACAGAGAUAGCAACCACCAGCUCCAGCUCCUGGAUACUAAAUUUAAAGGUACAGUUGAGGAACUCAGUAAUCAGAUUUUGUCUGCACGGAGUUGGUUGCAACAGGAACAAGAACGAAUAGAAAAAGAGCUUUUGCAGAAAAUUGACCAGCUUUCCUUGGUUGUGAAAGAAACCAGUGGAGCCAGCGAGAAGGACAUGGAGAAGAAGCUCAGCCAGAUGUCAGCCAGGCUAGACAGAAUAGAAGAGAGCCAGAAGAAGACUCUGGAUGGGCAGAGAACAAAGCAGGAAGAGGAGAAGGUGCAUGGGCGAAUCAACAAGCUGGAGAUGCAGAUGAGUGAGGACAUGAAGGAAAUGAAGGCGGAAGUUCAUGCUGGGUUUACAGCCAUCUAUGAAAGCAUAGGAUCCCUCAGGCAAGUUCUCGAGACCAAGAUGAAGCUGGACAAGGACCAGCUCCAGAAGCAAAUCCAGCAGAUGCAGAAGCCGGAAGCUCCCGUGUGAAGGAGCAGGGACAAGGACCUGGGGGCGGGGCGGGGGGGGGGGAUGUCUGCCAGCGGGGCUAGGAGCAAGAGACCUCUGUGGCCAGGCCGUUGCUACAUUCAGCACUGUUCACCCAGGGCGUGCAUGCGCCAAGAAACGUGUUUUCAUGGGUCUAAAUGUUUCCUUCCCCGCCAACCCCGGUCUUGAAACGAAUCUCUCUUGAAACGUUAAAUACAUGGUCUGCCACUUUAUCCCACCUCUCUAAAUGCAGUGCCACCCUCUUCCCCCAGGUGAAAAACAAAAAGGCUUUUGUCUCCUUCGUUUUAUGAAUGAAAAGACUUCACCGUUUUUCUCUGAUGCUCCACAUUCUAGCCAAGACCAGUUGCUGUUGUUUUUUUUUUUAAUGUCCUGAUGAUGCUUUUUUUUUUUAAUUAAGAAACGAAUAAGUGGUCACAGGUGUGUGUCACUCCUCACCCUAAAUGAAGAGAACGUGCCAAGGGAGUCCAAUUCAACUUGGAGUCCGUGUUUCGGUUUCACUCUUGUAUGUGCGUGUCUUAUAUUGAUUAUCUUUCUGUAUCUCUUUUUUGUCUUUUGUAAGGGGAAGAGAUUUAACUCUUGGGGAAGAAACUCUAUCAUUUAUAUAAUGAAAAUAGUUUAAAAUUGAUAAUUGCCAUAAUACUUGCAAAUUCAACAGAAACUUAAGACGCUUAGAUAAAGCAAGGCACAACAUCGGACCACAGAUCAGGUUUUAAUAUUUAAAACUAUUUUUGAAUUAUCCACAGCCUAUAUAGUGAUAGCCAUACAAUUAGUGAUGAAUUGCACAAUUUCUUAUUCAUCAAUCAGAAUGUACGAAUUUUUUGGCUUGAAGGUCUUUCUAAAUGUUUCCCAAAUUGGCACCAAGUGCUAGGUUUCUAUCCACCUGUUAGAACUGUACCCUUGUGCCUUGGUUUUGUCAUGUCAGUGCACUGCACCCUACAAGAGCUUUGCAGACAAAAUAAGCAGCAUGAUAAUGCAUCAGAACUAUGAUGUAAAAAUGGGAUCCUAUGUAUUUUUUUAAAUGUUCUUCAGAUUUUAUCACUGUUAAGACAUGUUCGGUAUUAAUGGAAUAGAAAUUCCUACUUUUGUAUGGGAUUAAGACUCAAAUUGAUACUGCAUUUAUAACACUGUCAACAGAUUUUCAUCUUGCACCACUUUGUAGAUAACGGGUGUUUUAUUUUCAGUCUCUAUAUCUGCUUAGUCUUGAAAAUUGGCGACAGAGCUGCGUGUUCAUCUGUGUGUGUAAUAACCCAUAGCAAGGUGCACUGUGUUAAAUUGAGAGGUUACCCUAGGACAAAGAAUAGGAAUAUUUAAAAAUUUCAAAAGACUUUUUAAAAAAAUUUGCUUGUUUGCCAAGGACUCA
Messenger RNA from Ochotona curzoniae (black-lipped pika), 2548 nucleotides. Its product is annotated as protein FAM81A. NCBI's taxonomy places the organism in Eukaryota, Metazoa, Chordata, Mammalia, Lagomorpha, Ochotonidae. The record is from RefSeq and is a predicted model, not a curated record. Bases 64 to 1170 code for a protein of 368 amino acids. The transcript is spliced from 8 exons.